UAAAUCCUACAAACAUUCAUCGAUCACUUCACUUUAUAUAUUUGAGUUCUUCUAAAGAAAUGGGUGUUAAAUACGGAGGUGCAUUUCUUGUUGUGGUUGUUGUCGUUGUGGUUGCAACAACAUUGACAUUAGAUGUUGUUUCAGCAAACAAAGAGUGGAGCACCGUAGCUGGAAACUGGAACAAGAGGCCACACCCUAAUGGAACCGAGGCUGCCCCCAAGAAAUUCACGGUAGGCGGAGAUCAAAACUGGCGUUUCGGGUUUAACUACACUAGUUGGGCCAUCAAUAACGCCCCCUUCUUCUUAAACGACACCUUAGUGUUCAAGUACGAUCCACCAAACGACACCACAUUUCCUCACAGUGUUUACCUGCUGCCGGAUUACCGGAGCUUCCAAAACUGUGAUCUGAGAAGAGCUAGGAAGAUCGGGGACCUGAGUGCAGGCGGUGGCGAUGGCUUCGAGUUCGUGUUGAAGAGGUGGCAGCCUUACUAUUUUGCAUGCGGCGAGCACGACGGCAUCCACUGCAAAGAUGGCCUCAUGAAAUUCACAAUCUGGCCCUUGAUCCGUUGGUUCUAUUGAACAAACACUACUUAUUUUCAUUCGUAUUUGAAUUAAAGAGAAUACUUUUGUUGUUUUUUGGUUUGUUUUCGUGUGAUUUUGUUAUUCAUUUCAUGAAGCAAUAUUUGUAACAAUAGAUUUGAGUUGUUGUUGAGUUUGUAUUCAUCACUUUGAAUUUCAAUAAAGUAAUG
Salvia splendens (bonfire salvia) is the source of this 748-nucleotide messenger RNA. RefSeq lists its product as uncharacterized. The transcript has 2 exons. Bases 60 to 578 code for a protein of 172 amino acids. The record is from RefSeq and is a predicted model, not a curated record. Gene Ontology annotation, molecular function: electron transfer activity. NCBI's taxonomy places the organism in Eukaryota, Viridiplantae, Streptophyta, Magnoliopsida, Lamiales, Lamiaceae.